CCCCGACAAGUGGUAUCACCCCCCUCUCCUCACGUCAGCGACGCGUGCACCAUGAGGAUUAUAUUGCUGGUAAUCCCGGCGUGUCUGCUCGCCCUAACAAACGCGCGGCGGGUGCAGAUCCGGCCCCGAGUGACGGAACCUCAAGUGUACUACGAGGCGGAGGACAACCAAGCCGCCGAGGACGACUUCGACAGCGUGGCGGUUUACCAACCGCGCACUCGCGCUUUGCCAUCGCCACGAUCGAAGGACACGCUGCACGGGUCCAAGCCGCCACCGGUGCAGACGAUCAGGAACUACAACAAGGUCAACGAUGACGGGUCCUUCACCUUCGGCUACGAGGCGGCCGACGGUUCCUUCAAGGAGGAGACUCGCGGCACCGACUGCGUUGUGCGUGGCAAGUACGGUUACAUCGAUCCGGACGGUAACAAGAGAGAGUUCACGUACGUGUCGGGUAAUCCAUGCGACCCCAACGCGCCUAAAGACGAGGACGAUCUGUCGGACAACAAGGAUGAAGAGGAAGUCCCUGGGCCGGCGAAUUACCCCGCUGUGAGGCCGGUGCCUCGACCGAUUCCGGUGCGACCCUCGUAUCAGCCAUCCACCACGCGAGCACCCACCACGAUCUUCCAGACGGAGUAUCAACUUCAGGACGAUGAUGCGAGCCAGGAGCUGACCGAGGACGACCUGAAACCGCAACUGCGACCCACCGCUUUCAGAAGACCGACGACCCUGGUGCAGGUCACGCCGUCCACCGCCAUUUACGAGUCCUCGACGGCGUCACCCAGUCCAUCCCUCUAUAGGCUAGCCUCGACCCCCCAAUAUCAGACCACCGCGUCGCCCGUUCUGCGCGGUCAGCCCACGAUUGCCUCAAAUGUCUAUCAACCCCUCGAGACGACCACUCGACGACCGGUCACUCGCCACCCCAGGCCCCAGUCGGUCGCGAUCACCCCACGACCCCACGUCGCCCAAGUGGCUGCGCAAUAUGUAUCCCCGAGUAGCACCGAGCGCCCAGGCGGUCUCAUCUACGCCCAGACCCACCCCACAGCGUCGCCACAUCUGCGUACGACGACCGCCGCCGCUAGCACCCCUCAUCUCGACUUCGCCGCCGAGCUUGAGCGUUACGUGAACACAGUCGGCUCGCACGUGUCCGCCGCGCCCCCCGUUACCUCCGCGAGGCCCCAUCAGAUCCACCAAGCGUCCCAAACCGCCCCAAGAGUCAAGCCUGCCGCAGCCGCCGCCGCCGAGCCCAUCUACCAGUCGGAGCUCGUGUACGAUCCCGCGACCGGUCAGUACAAUACCCAGCUUUAUCAGACACUGCCCCAAACCGUGGGUGACUUCAGCCUCAGUCACAAACUCCAACCGUUCGUAGCCCAGCCCCAGUCCCUGCAGCUCGGUCUGCAGCAGUUGCAGCAGCUACAGCAGCAUCAGGUCCAGCGGCCAAGCCCGGUCUACAAGCCGGCCCAGUCGGCGCCCGCCCCGACCGUCGCCCAACCCCAGGAAGUCCUCUACAGGAAGCAGCAGGCGCAGCUGUUGCAGCAAUCCCAGCAGCUGUACGCGCAACAACAACGCCGCCAGCAACAGCAGCAGCAGCAACAUCCGCACAGGCUCCAGUUGCUCGAGUCGCAGAGGGAACCCCAGGCGUUCUAUUACGUGGCAGCGCCCUUGAAGGGCUCCGCCAGCAGCUCGUCCCUCUCAGUAGGUCAGAUCGAUCAGUUUCUCCGCGGUAGCGGCGCCAAUUAUUGACGCGGUCGUCGACGAUCCUCCUCGAUCGCGCCGUUUAACAACACCCCACCAUCCACCCCCCCGAAUCCUCCUCGAAUCGCCCUCGCCCUCUGCCCCCGCGGGCCAAGUCGCCGUGGGAUCUCGCGCUGGUAGAACGUAAAACGUUCCGCGCGCGUAUGGAGGGUAUUAUAUAUAAGUAUAUGCAUUUUAUAUACAUAUAUAUAUAGUCUACAUGUAUAUUAUCGUAGAGACGCGCGACACGCGCGCUGGGAUAUGUAUGAAGUAUAUUGCCGAGAGCGAAUGGCACACACGUACACACGCAAUACACACAUACACAGACACACACGAGCGUCUUGAUGCGUGGGGAACAUGUGCGCGAUAUAUAUUUGGCAUAAUCCGCGCUCUUCGCCCGCGAACACAGAUGCGGCAUAGGGAUUUCUAACAUUGCGAUGCAUGCCGCGGAUAUUCGUUGUCAUUGAUCGUCGCAUCGAUCGCGUAAAACCGCCGAUCGCGUGUGGAUCGUUCGCGAAUCCUUCCGCAAUUCUCGUCUCUCGCUGCAAACGUGGGAUUCUUCGUAUCAGCCUGUUCUCUCGGUAAUGCUUUCGUGUCUCGACAAGCAUACACGACAUUAGCGUGUCAUAUCCGUUCGCGUUUCCGUCCAACGAGCGUCUCGAAGCAUUUUUUGCGCUACUUCCGCCCGAUCAGCGAACGACAAUAUGAUGCGUUAAUGGCGAUGAGAUCAGAGAACGAUUCGUUGAAUAAUUGAAAGAAUUAAUUAAUAUCACGUAGGUGAUAUUGGAUGAAGGAAUCGCGCGUGUGAUUACGCGGAUGUUGGCAGUGAAUGAAAAAUAGGAGAAGUUCCAAAAUUAGAUCUUCGUUUGUAUAUCUGAAAUUCGCGAUUUCUCAUUCGGACAAUCUCGUCGCGAUUAUUCUUUCGUUUGUACGAGCAAGAAAAGAUCAAUUCAAAUGAGACGGUGACCGUAAAUCGUUUCGGUUCGCGUUCGCAGCGGCGAAAUUUGAUUGAUUCGCGCAUCGCGUUAACGGCGAACGGGCGUUUCUCUCGUUUCUCAGGCCGAGAGCAUUUCUUUCCAGCCUAGUAUCUCUCUCUUUCUCUUUCGUAUACACGUGUAGCCAAGUGUAGGUUUACGAGGCACGUUAGAGAGUGAAAGCCAACGACCUGACGCAAUACUCACGCACGCGUACGAUGUAUUACCGUGGCAAUUUCUCGCACCGGUCCCCAACACCGUACUAACGUACAAAGGAGGUUCCGCGACGUUAACGGAACGCUCGUCGACGCGGACCUUUUAUGCACGGGAUCCUAUAUAAGCCCAAGCCGCGUAAUAACGUUCGAGCGCUCGAUUACAAAACAUCGAUCCGCGGUGCAGAAUCGAGUCGCAUGAAAGGCUCAGUGAAACGCGAUCAAACGGAAGGGAAUAAUUAGGAUCGGAUCCGUCCGCGUUUCCAGAUACUUUCGAUCGACCGCGCAAUGUCGAGGCAAUGUUGUUGCGCGCCACGCUAUCGUGUCAUACAUCAGAAGUGCAUUCCGAAAGGAAAACAUUAUUCAUUCCUUUGCGUUCGAUUCAUACGGUCUCGUGCAAAAUUCCAAGAUUAAUCACGAGAGGAAAGUGCUACAAGAGGCAUUGAUUACAUAAUUACAUCAAUAUUGUACAUUACUUAGAUUUUAUCAUUUGAUCAUUAUUUGUUUUAAUCAAAAUCAUAAUUCAGAAUUUUUUCAAUCUGUUCAGUUUUGUUUUAGAUUGUCGUGCAAGUCUUCGUCGCGGAAUGACAUAACGUCGCGAUAGGAGUAUCUCAGGACGAUCUGAUGUUCCGCGACACGGUACAUACUCUCUCGCGCGUGUGAUCGCGAAUCGGAGUUUCCAGAUUUGACGUGUUGUUACGUUACUCGAACCGCGUGCCGUUCGCGUCUCGACCGGCGGCUAACGAUUCCGAUGUCCGAUACCGCGAACGUCGCUAGGAAGUGUGCUCGGCCUUUUGCAACGUGGAAUUUUGCAAGCCUGCCGCGAGCAGGGUUCACCGCGCGAGCCCGAUCGUCGAGGAAACCACAAUACGCUCUUAUUGGCGUGGUCUGGUUCGCGUAGGGACAACAUUCUAUUCGCGCCUGAGCCGCCGCCGUCGACUUUCUAUUUGCAUUCUCUGUCACAAGUGUGAGAAUCGAUUCGAGACCAAUGCGUCCCGCGGAAACGUAUAUCAAAUCCGGGAAACGGCAGCGGGCCGCGCACGCCGACGAGAAUCGUGAGCUCUUACCGCGACGUUCGCAGUCGUUAAUUAUUCUUACGUGGACGUAAGACUCAGGCACGUAUCGUUCGGUCAUGAAUUGCGCACGUUCGAAAAUCAAUCUUUCUAUUCAACGGAAUGGAUUGAUGUUGGAUCCAUUGGAAGAUGAAUCCAAUUUGCGUAAUUCAAUUUGCGAUUAUCAAGAGCCAUCAAUUCUGCUUGAUGCUUGACGUAACGCUUCGCUCUGGCCUCUGGUAUUUGUGACUGAAAGACGUCGUGCUGAACCUUCGAUUAAUAUUAUUAUUAUCUUAUUAAUAUUAUUAUCUAGCUCCAUUACGAUCCGUACUCGCAAACGUAUCCCAAAUCGCGAUUCGGCGGCUGAAUCUGCAAACACUUGCGCGUUUCCGAAGGAGGCGCUUGCACAUCGGCAAGGGAUGCCUCGAUCGACAACCCCCAUGAUUUAAUCGCGAUCACGCCGUAGCUGUGACCGGCUGAAAGCAACGAUUGCCUACUCAUUAUUGUAAAUAAUAUUUGUUAGCGUUAAUGCAUAUAGCGGCUACUUAGCAACCUAUACGCACGAUAACUGCGAAUAGAUCCUCGUGGAGAAGAGUCUUCACGUUACGUCAGUUGUUUUUCCUUUUUUUUCUUUUUUAUAUUAUAUUUGUAAGAGUACUCGAAAGAAAAAUGUCACUGCGGAAAUCUGCUGCGCCGUCACUUCAUUUACCCCGAUUCCCAAGUAUCAUUCAUCCACUUUCGCUCGUUGAGACACGCACCGUGGGCCCGAAAUAUCAGCACGCACGAAUAGAAACUCAGGCGUGUCGAGCGCUCGUUUUCAUAAAAUCACAACCGUGGCGGAUACUCGCGACAAAUGUGACCGACUCCGCUUCCGCGUUCCUCCAUAAAUCGUCGAUUGCGGAACGACGGUGUACCAUGAACCGUGCGACUUAUAUCUUAAUGUUACACGAGGAAACCGAAGACACGCCUGUUUACUAUCUCAUAGUUAAACGCGUAUAAUUAUUUAACAAUCAAUCUAACGCCGCAUCGACAAUGAGUCAUUAUCAAAUUAAAAACUCAUAUAAGAUAUAAGAAAAUUACAAGUUAUAAGCGAAUUCUCAUGAAUAACAACCGCAACGGACAGUUUAAUGAAAAGAGAUAAAUACUUAAGCGUCAAUGGUCUUUUCCUUCUUGAUUUCAAAAGAGUUUUUUCAUAGAUACUCAAAGAUUAGCUUCUCCUUUCAACCGAGCUUUUCACUUCUCAUUGAAUGAAAGUACUUUGCUCGCACGCGAAAAAUUUUAUCUCGCACGAUUCGUUCAGGAAGCGGAUCCUUCGUGGUUUUCAGAGUUGCUGGACAUUUAAACGUGCAAUUCUCGUGAGAUGAAAUGUUGACUGACUGACGUCCGAUCCGUUCUCCAUUUCGUGCCGCGGAACCGAGCGAGUGGACAACGCUUCCGCUCGAGGAAGAAAUUAGGAAAGUAGGAAAGGCCGCAUGCGCGAUUACACGUGAACGUCGUUACAUCACGAGAGUAUGUACGAACUACGCGUUUAUCCACCUGCGGCGUUUUCUCCGCUCCGAUUAUGAAUCACGUGCCGUCAUGAAAUCACCGUCAUGAAACCGCGGGCGAUCAUGCGCAUUUAGUGCUCGUAAAUCCGAGCUAGAUUAUUGUGAGAUUAUAUCUUGCGAUUUGAUGCAAUGAUAAUCGAUUUGAGGAGGAGACGUUCGGGCCUCUAUUCGUCAAAGCAGCGACUUUAAUUGCUACUUUCCGACGUUCUCGCGGAUGCUUCCAUUAUUUCGCGCCUCGCGUUUGAUUCGACUUGUCUUCCUGCUGCGCAUUUUAAGAAAGGGAAUUGUUUCCUGAAAAGGUUAAAUAAAUCUCACAUCUCAUCGGACUGUACUAUCGUCACCAUUAUCAAAUCAACGUCGAUAUGCAUAAUGACCGUGCAAGACGUUAGUCUCGCCUGAAAGGUAAUCUUAAUGAAAUGUCAGUUUCGACGACGCAGCAUUUCGAACGCAGGAUUUGCACGCUUUCGUAACGUCGUUAAUAAUAAGUCUAAAAGAGUUUUUACUAUUCGAAUAUAUACAUGUAUAAUGAACGUUCGUUCUCAAGCACUGUCAAGCCGAUGCCUCAAUAAACAGAGAUAUACAUUAUGCGCGCGCAGAUUCCAUUUUGCGGUAAAAGUGGUUUGCAAGCGCCCCGGUGAAAGUCAUCGAAAAUGAAAGAGUCGAGCGAAGUAUAUUAAAUCAAACCACGCCGAACGGCUUUAUACACGCGAGACUGCCCGCUGCCAAGUGUAUUAUCUAAUUUUUGAGACGAGUGCGCGAGCGCGGAUACAAUCGCGAGAGUAAAUUGUAUCAAUGAUUUAUACGUCGACAAGAUCAUGUUCUAUCUAUCAUUCUAUCAGUUCUAUCGACUCGUGUAGCCGUGGAACUCCCUGUUACAAAAUAUGCGCAACGGAAGAACGUCCAGAAGAACAUUUCGCCUGGAAUUGCAAUGUACGUUUCGCCACUUUUGUAAAUGUAUCGAUAUGCAAAUAGGUGGAAAUAAAUAAAGGUUUGAUAACGAG
Molecule: messenger RNA, 6517 nt
Organism: Ooceraea biroi (clonal raider ant)
Lineage: Eukaryota; Metazoa; Arthropoda; Insecta; Hymenoptera; Formicidae
Product: mediator of RNA polymerase II transcription subunit 12
Cellular component (GO): chitin-based extracellular matrix
Molecular function (GO): structural constituent of chitin-based larval cuticle
Source: RefSeq, a predicted model, not a curated record